AUGGCUGCACAAAUAGGAUAUUUGUCGAUUUGUCGCCGUAGAUUCGCAUUUCGUAUCGUGCGUAUACCGAAGAAGGAUGUAGAAGCUACAAAAUAUCGUGCCAUUCACCAGAACCUCAUUACACUAGAGGAGAUGCGCAAUGCCACAAGAGAGGGUGUUAUGGCAGUAUAUGGCGCUCUGGAAUCGGAAGAUGUGCGCAGUCGCCUGGAUCAGGAUUAUCUUCAGGGGCUGCUAGAACGGACGUUGGAGCUGAGGCGUGCGUUCCUUCCAGAGGAUUAUGCAAGGAUAUACCUUCGGCUCAAAUCGUUGCCAAAGGCAGCAUCAGGCUUCACCAGUGAGCUUAAUGAGGGUGUUAGAAGGCUUUCUGGUAACUUCAACAAAAAACAAAUAGCUAUCAUACUAAAAGCGUACUCUUCGCUCAACUCACGCUCACUGGGUACUAUAGACGAGCUUUUGCGGACGUUCAACAGGGGUAUUCACGAAGCAGAAGUGUGGCAGCUAAGGGACGUUGCGUCAGCGUUGGCAACACUUAGGGUGCCACUAAAAGAGCACGUUGAGACAUUCUAUAAGAGUGCCGUGGCACAGCUGCCAAAGCAUUUGAAGGGUAUUACCGGUGACGAUAUCGGAGUAUUUCUGAAUGCAUUCUCACGGCAGGGUGUUAGUCACGACGAGGUGCUACAUUUCGUUGACUCCCAUGCGCAAAGGCUGAUCAAGGAAGCAUCAUUCAGAAAUGUCGCACUCAUUGCUAACACCUUUGCUAAAGCCGAACGCCAUUCCCGUGCAGUGAUAAAUGCCGUUGCUGAACGAUUACACGUCGAAGUAGCGAAAAACAUCGGUACAACAUCCAUAGAAGUUAUUAGUCGCAUGGAUGCAAAUGAAACAAACGGUUCGAAGGGCACUACAGGUGUCUCAAGGAUGUUGGAGGUUGCCACUGUGCCGCAGGACGAAGAAAAGGUGCCGCAAAACGUAUUGUCUCGAGAUCACCCAUUGAAUGUGAUCGAUGUUGCGAUGAUCUUUAAUGCCUUCACGAAACUGGAAGAACAUUCUCUGAAAUUGCUAAACGCAUAUAUACCCUGGUUAAAUCACCACAUUAACGCAGAAACACCUACACUCUCCCUAGUCCUACUGUGUCACGCAUACUCCAGGGCUGGGGUGAAUAACCGGGACCUUUAUAUGCGUAUGGCUCAAAUACUUCUACAAAGGGUGAACACUCUGAACUGUCAGCAGCUUGGAGUAGUGGCACUGUCCUAUGCCAAGGCCGGACAAAACAUCCCUCUUCUUUUCCUACGGCUAGCUGACGAGGUUAUAUAUCGAGGAACUGUUGCACUUAAGUUCAAGAGAUAUGAUUUUGACUUCCAGUCUCUGGAACAGUUGAUGCAGGCCUUCAGCCGGGUAGGAUUCCGUGAUCACCGCGUAUACCACGUGCUUACAACGCUACUUAAACGACGGCUGAGAACCGCCGGAGCUGAGGAACUCAACGGUGAUAUGAUAGCCUCGAUUUUGACAUCGAUGGCGCCGCACAAAGUAGACGCUUUCGUGCCGUUCAUUACGGACGCAAUAGUGCGCACGAGGGAGGCUACAGCAUACAGCACUUCGGCGAUAUGCCGAUUACUCAUCGCAUUUGGGAAGUUAAAGAUUGCUCAUGGCAAAAUCACGGAAUCCAUGAUGAAGGAAGUGAAGGAUCGAGUCAACGAAUUCCAAAUACCGGUGCUCAUAAACGCGCUCAAAGCACUGGCUAAGCUCAACAAGUAUAACUUGACGUUGGUAAAAGAGUCGCUCAAGAGAUGCUCGAUGCAUCUAGUUCAUCUCACGACGCAGGACAUCGCAAACCUACUCUCGGCUCUAAGUGACUUUGGCUUCCGAAAUGUCAACUUCUUGGAAAAAUUAGUCAUGUGUAUCAAGCACCGAAUGGAGGAUUUCAAUAGACACCAACUGCAUAUCAUUUUCUCUAGGCUUUCGAUGCUACGCACGUCGGAUGCAGAAGUGUAUCGACAGUUGCUACCACGACUGAUGCUCCAUCAGCAUGAAUUCAAUGAAUUGGAACUCGCUGAUGUUAGCGUAGGGUAUAUAUAUGUGUUGGUACAUUUCGACUACCUGCAAAGGGAGAUGCAUCUGCAGAGAAUGGCUCAUUCUAUUGCUGAAGCACGAAAGCAACAGCAGAUGAUGCAAGAUCAGGCUAUGGCCGGAUAUGUGAAUCGAGGAGACGAUGAAACAUGCGAGCAUAAUAUGCAACACUCGGAUGGCAGUCAACGUCUGGAGCUUUUACCGCCCAAUGAGGAAACGAUGGCUGGUGGCACCCAUAACCGUCGUAUGCCCGAUCCAGCAACUAAUCUAGCGGGUUACGGUUUCAAGGAUAGUAUACUGGAUGCGAUGCUUUCACAUCUCGGGACGAAACUUGAUGUGGGUACUAUAUUCAAGGUUCAGACAGUCCACCUCUACCUCAAGCAUAUCAGACCCGAUAUUUAUUCUAAGCUUUCGGUAAAAGCUGUAGAAGCAUUGCAAAAGUGUUCGUCUGUCAAGUUCGCAUUGGCGGAGUACAUGCUCACCUCGUCCUCAGCACACAGAGAGGUAUCACACUUUUUCAACCUGAUCGGAGUGUGUCAUCGUAAUGAAGUCCAAUUCGGGCCGUAUCUGGUUGACAUAGUCCCGGAAACCAGCUCAUCACGCAAGGUGGCAAUUGAGUACGAUGGCCCUACCCAUUUUUACUCCGAGACGACAAUGCGCACCGCAAAGUCGAUACUGAAGCACGAGAUACUCGAAAGCGCCGGUUGGCAUGUCAUACACAUUCCACAUCAAGAGUGGGCACAGCUGGUAUCCGCUAAGCAAAAGAUCAUUUAUCUCGAUCUAUUGAGGAAACAGUACCAAGACCGGUACGCCUCGUCAACCGUUCCUUUGCAGUUAUCGGCAUCUACGGUCCAGAGUCGUCCAUUCUCAUCUGCUCUGAUUCGGAAGCGUCGCUACCUCUUAAAGAUCAACGAGCAGGUACUGAAGGAACACCUGGAGUUACCUGAACAGAGUGAGAUCGAGGGAGGCUGCCGGCGGCAGACGGCUUCGGAAACGGACAAAAUUGCCGAUGAGCUGUGUAAAAUGCUCAUGGAUGGGAAGAGCAACAUCGUCGAUAUAGACAAAGGUGAACCCAUUCCCAAAGAAGGUAGUGUGCCCAAUUGUGACCAAAAACGACUAGAUAGCAGUCAAUAUUCCCACAAAAAGAUGGGAUUCGAGUGGUCGAGGCGCCCGUAUACCGCGCCGUUUUUACGGGACCUUAUAUACAACCCAGGACAUAGAAUGCCAGGUCAAGACGAUAAUGAAGAACCACAUCGAGGUGAACCUAUCGGACAAUAUCGCUUCGUUAAACACGUUCCAUUUGCUAGCAAGGUAUCUGCGUUACCACUGAGCGAUUCACAGUCAGGACACCUCGGUGGUACCGGUGGAUGUAGCAGCACACUUAGCCUGCAUUCAUUGGUGCCUAGCACGGCUUUUGGUAACCUAUGCUCUACGGAGAUACGUGGAUCGGACAUAUUUUUCCUUCCAAAGCCGUCACAGCUACUGUGUUUCGCGAUACCGGUGUUUGUGCUAAUGCCAAAUCUCACCGUGUUUGCCAGACAGUGGUUCUUCUACGCGCCGAAGUAA
Messenger RNA from Babesia sp. Xinjiang, 3630 nucleotides. RefSeq lists its product as uncharacterized. The record is from RefSeq and is a predicted model, not a curated record. Gene Ontology annotation, biological process: mitochondrial RNA processing; regulation of mitochondrial mRNA stability. The transcript is spliced from 13 exons. NCBI's taxonomy places the organism in Eukaryota, Apicomplexa, Aconoidasida, Piroplasmida, Babesiidae. Gene Ontology annotation, molecular function: RNA binding. Gene Ontology annotation, cellular component: mitochondrial matrix; ribonucleoprotein granule. The coding region runs from base 1 to 3630 and encodes 1209 amino acids.